This is a messenger RNA of Chrysochloris asiatica (Cape golden mole), 2688 nucleotides long. RefSeq names its product zinc finger, CCHC domain containing 14 (gene ZCCHC14). Gene Ontology annotation, molecular function: zinc ion binding; phosphatidylinositol binding; nucleic acid binding. Bases 1 to 2688 code for a protein of 895 amino acids. The transcript has 13 exons. The record is from RefSeq and is a predicted model, not a curated record. NCBI's taxonomy places the organism in Eukaryota, Metazoa, Chordata, Mammalia, Afrosoricida, Chrysochloridae.
AUGUCGUCAGAAGGGACCAGUCCCUGGAAAAGGACAUCGCCUUUGAUCACUCCAAGGACUGAGGCCGCCAUCAACAGUGUCAGUAAUAGUUUGGAAAACGCAUUGCAUACAUCAGCACAUUCCACUGAGGAGUCGCUCCCCAAGAGGCCUUUAGGAAAACACUCCAAAGUGAGUGUUGAAAAGAUAGACCUGAAGGGAUUAUCACACAAAAAAAGUGAAAGAAAUGUUGAAUGUUCCUUUGAGGUCUUGUGGUCUGAUUCUUCAAUCACAUCAGUAACCAAAUCUUCCUGUGAAGUGACUGAAUUUAUUUCAAAGCUCUCUCAGCUGCACCCUGAAGAAAAUCUGGAGAAAUUCAUUCCUUGCUUAGCUGGCUCGGAUGCAUUUUAUGUAGAGCGAAGCCACAUGGAUCUGGAGGCAGACCUGAGGUACUUGGCUUCAGUACCUUCUCAUGUAUUAAAAAAUGACCAUGUUAAGAAAUUUUUCAGCACUUCAUCUCCCACCCAACAGCUUCAAAGUCCAAGUCCUGGCAACCCCUCCCUUUCUAAAGUAGGUACCGUGAUGGGCAUGUCUGGAAGGCCCGUGUGUGGAGUGGCCGGCAUCCCCUCUCCACAGAGCAGCGCCCAGCACCAUGUGCCGCACUCCACCAGUGCAACUGCCACCCUGCCCCACUGCACCCACCCCGCAGGCACCAGCUCGGCACUGACCUACCGAGCCCAGAUGGACACCUCGCCCACCAUCCUGAUGUCUUCCAGUCUGCAGAGUCCUCAGACCCAGGAGCAAAAUGGGAUUUUAGACUGGCUCAGGAAACUACGUUUGCACAAGUAUUACCCCGUCUUCAAGCAGCUCACAAUGGAGAAGUUCCUGAGCCUCACUGAAGAAGAUCUAAACAAGUUUGAGUCCCUCACCAUGGGAGCGAAGAAAAAGCUCAAGACCCAACUGGAGCUGGAGAAGGAGAAGUCGGAGAAGCGAUGCCUGAACCCCUCAGGCCCACCCUCGGUCACCAGCAGCGGUGUGGCGCGUGUGCCCCCCACCAGCCACGUCGGGCCCCUGCAGUCCGUACGUGGCACCCACGCUGCAGAGCUGCGGGUGGAGGUGGAGCCCCCAGCCCACCAGCUUCCCCGGGAAGGCAGCUCCUCGGAGUACUCCAGCUCCUCGUCCAGCCCAAUGGGGGUGCAGGCCCGGGAGGAGAGCUCGGACAGCGCUGAGGAGAACGACAGACGUGCUGAGCUGCACCAGGAGGCUGCCGAGAAGGAGAAGCCGGUGAUGCUGCUGAACCACUUCCCCUCGAGCGCAGCCCGGCCCACGGCCCAGGUCCUCCCUGUGCAGAACGAGGCGGGCUCCAGUGCAGCGGCCCAUCACGGCCUGCCUCCACCCAUGAUGCCUGCAGCCUCCCACCUGGCCCCCAUGCGGCUGCUGAGCUCCGUCCACAAGGCCGAGCGCAACGCCACUGACGUGAAGCUGCUCUCGGCAUCCAUGCACUCGCUUUUGUCUCUGGAGGAAAGGGGCAAAGUCUCUGGACCAAGGGGUGGCAUCAAGGUGGACAAGGGCUUUGGGAACACCCUGAUGGACGUGCUGCCCGCGCCCACACCCCACCAGCCCGUGCAAGUCCUCGCUGCCGUCCCUGAGGGCAGCUCCCUGUCCCCCUCCAUCUCCUUUGGUCCCCGGGCCAAAGUGGUGCCCACCUCAGCGCUGGAGCGGGUGAUGAAGACGGCCCCGCAGCCCAGCCUGGCAGUGGACACGAACCCGGCGGCCUCGGGUGCCUCAGGCCCCGUCUUCCAGGCGGCUCGGCCGCCCCUCAAGCUCCUGGUGUCCUCAUCUGUGCCUGCGGACUCGGCCGCCGCCGGGCAGACCUCCUGCUCCCAUAGUGUGCAAAUGAGCGUGCCCCCUGCACUAAUCAAGCCGCGGACUGCCCUGUACACAACCAGCACCACAGUCGCCUUCUCCGCGCUCAGCAGCGGGUCCGGGGCUCCCUCGCAGGGCAGCAAUCCCCCCUCUUCCAGUAGCCACCCAUCCAUGGCGAAUCUGAGCAGCUGCCCAGCCCCCAGCCCCAGCCCCACGCUUCCCUCCGUUCCUGAGAACAGCUUCUACGCGGGCAGCAGCUCCACAGGAAGCCUGGCUGCUGCUGGUCAAAACCCACAUCCCCACCCCCACCACCACCAUCAGCAGCCGCCGCCCGCGCCCCCACCUGGCUGCAUCGUCUGCACAUCCUGCGGGUGCAGCGGGAGCUGCGGGUCGAGCGGUCUGACGGUCAGCUACGCCAACUACUUCCAGCACCCGUUUUCCGGGCCGUCCAUGUUUACGUUCCCCUUCCUGCCCUUCAGCCCCAUGUGCAGCAGUGGCUACGUGGGCGCCCAGCAGUACAGCGGGGGCGCCGCCUUUCCGGUCGUCCACUCCCCAUACAGCAGCAGCCUGGCUGCAGACUCCGUGCUGGGUGGCCCGUCCACAUUUGCCGUGCCCCCGAUGCAGAACUUCAUGGCGGGCUCGGCCGGCGUCUACCAGGCCCAGGGGCUGCUAGGCAGUAGCAACGGAUCCAGUCACAAGAAAAGUGGAAACCUCUCCUGUUACAAUUGCGGGGCCACUGGCCACCGCGCCCAGGACUGCAAGCAGCCGUCUAUGGACUUCAACCGGCAAGGUACUUUCAGGUUGAAAUACGCCCCUCCAGCAGAAAGUCUGGACUCCACAGAUUGA